ACCCUUUCUCGUCGUAGACGGUAGACCGGCAGAGACUAGAGAAAGAGAGGCAGAUGCUGCGGGUGUCGGAGGACGGGGGCCGGCGCCGGGAGGCCCACGCCGCCGGGUACGGCGAGCUCGGCCGCGCCCUCCUCGACCUGCAGGCCGCCGCUGACCAGGUCUUCGACGCCGUCUCCAAGCGAACCGCCGAGGAGCGUGAGAAGCUAUCGGCCAUUUCCAGGAGGAUCAAAGAUGCCAAAGCUAAGAUCAAAGCUUUAUCUCAGUCAGAGGAACCACUCACAAUUGUAUCACCAGCACAGCAUCCUUCAUGUUGUACUAAACAAGAAGACUUCAGACCACUGUUUCACGACAAUGGUGGGUUGCCGAUAGCAAAUAUUACUGUAAACGGAGAAUUCAACAGAGAAUAUGGGCUAGAAGGCACCCUUGAACUCUUCCAGUUUUUCUCUGAGGAGAACUGUGAUUAUCCUUCAAAAGCUACAGAUAAACUUCCCAAAACAAAAGAUAGCACAUAUUUAGAGAAUCUUUUGGAGGCAGCAAACCAUCCAGCUUCGGGGAACCAUUUGGCGUCUCAGUAUGACACGAAGAGUGAGGAACUGCCACCUCCACCACCAAGUCUACUACCAAAACACCUUAGAUCUCGGAGAUCAGAUGAUGUUAGAGUCGAAUCAGAUGUGAGUCCAGCCAGUCCAUGAAGUUCUCAUCUUCAGAAGAUUAAUUGUAGAUUGCAAAGCACACGACCUAUGAUUAUAACAUCAGUGAUAACAAUUGUCUGUGACCAGUAUACUUACGCUGUUUGGUCUCUAUACUAAAGCACGACCUGUCUCUGAUGCAUCUUCUUGCUGGUUGAAAUGCAUAUUCUUUGACAC
Phragmites australis (common reed) is the source of this 866-nucleotide messenger RNA. RefSeq lists its product as uncharacterized. NCBI's taxonomy places the organism in Eukaryota, Viridiplantae, Streptophyta, Magnoliopsida, Poales, Poaceae. Gene Ontology annotation, cellular component: WASH complex; early endosome; recycling endosome. The transcript is spliced from 7 exons. Gene Ontology annotation, biological process: endocytic recycling; retrograde transport, endosome to Golgi; exocytosis. The coding region runs from base 54 to 692 and encodes 212 amino acids. Gene Ontology annotation, molecular function: alpha-tubulin binding; gamma-tubulin binding. The record is from RefSeq and is a predicted model, not a curated record.